Molecule: messenger RNA, 2677 nt
Organism: Colossoma macropomum (tambaqui)
Lineage: Eukaryota; Metazoa; Chordata; Actinopteri; Characiformes; Serrasalmidae
Product: leptin receptor gene-related protein-like
Exons: 4
Coding region: 112-507 (131 amino acids)
Biological process (GO): negative regulation of growth hormone receptor signaling pathway; late endosome to vacuole transport via multivesicular body sorting pathway
Cellular component (GO): endosome
Source: RefSeq, a predicted model, not a curated record
CUAAUGGAGCUGCUGCUCCUUUAAGAGCUCCGAGGCGCUCGGGGAGGAAAUAGGAAGUCUGUUAUGAAGACUUUAGCACAAAGAAACAAAAACGAAAGCAGUUCUUGAGAAAUGGCGGGGAUAAAAGCUCUGGUCGGUUUGUCCUUCAGUGGUGCUCUCGGACUGACCUUCCUGCUGUUGGGAUGUGCAUUGGAGCAAUUUGGGGUGUACUGGCCACUCUUUGUCCUGAUUUUCUACAUCCUGUCGCCGCUGCCGCACUUCAUAGCCUCCAGGUGUGGAGAUGACACUGAUUCCUCCAGCAACGCAUGCAGGGAGCUUGCCCUCUUCCUGACCACUGGCAUCGUCAUAUCGGCGUUUGGGCUGCCCAUCAUACUGGCACGGAAGCAAGUGAUUUACUGGGGAGCCUGUGGCCUGGUGAUGGCAGGCAAUGCCGUCAUCUUCCUCACCAUUCUUGGUUUCUUUCUGAUUUUCGGCGGUGGAGAUGAUUUCAGCUGGGAGCAGUGGUAGAAGCCUGUGAUCACGAUGCCAGAUUGAGGGUAAAACCUCAUGUCUACUGGUCUGGAAACGCAGGAGGGAGGAGGGGAAGGGGGGGAGGGGGAUGUGCAAUAGAGGGACACUAAGGCCAAACUCCACUAAUCACAAUAAUGCGUUACUUUGGCAAUACUAUUGAGGAAGAGGACUAGGGGUCACCAAACCUUGGGGGUAUGGACAUGGACUGAGACGAAUGAGCAGGAACUAUGGCGCCCCCCCUGAGAGUUUCACUGGACCGCGGACUCUCACUUUAAAUCAAUAGCCAUCUCACCCAGUCAUGUCUCCUUUCAUUUCUAACUCUCUCUCAUUCUACACUUUCAGUAGAGCUUAAUGUGCAGCCCAUAGCUCAGUGCACACAAUAAGUGGUCACUGUAGACUCAUCACCACAUGCCGCAUUACUAUUAUAUUUGCAUUAUUUCACUUAUAAUUCCAGCAAUCACGUAGAUUCUGUGACGAUCGUCUAUGGAGGUGUGACAAUGAGCGCAGUAUUUCUCCAAAGAUCUCCUGGGAAACUGUAGAACUUAGCGAGCUUAAAGGUUAACUACAAACAAAAAGCAUAACAGAGCUUUGUGUUAAGACAAAGCUUCGGCCAUAUUGCAACAUAUCAGCAGAAAAAAAUCUCCAAACCCUCACUGCGGCCUUGACCGCAUGGGUUUGUUCUGCGUGAUGCUACCGCCUGGUGUGAUUCAUCGUUGCUCUUUCGUUAUAAAGAACUCUUUCUAACUCUUAACUCAGACAUGUUGGCCUAACAAAGUUCCUUCUUAUUUCAGCUGACUGUUAGUAUUCUACACUCAACAAUCCUCCAUUUCAGCUCUGAGGUUUCUAGGACACAGUGUGGCUUGAAGUUUGUAGUUACUCUAAUUCAUAUUUGAAUUUUAGGUCACUGGAACAUAGCCAAGGUUAUUGCUGCCUUUUUGUCCAUGAUCCUCAGCGUUGUUUGUCUUUCAAUAUGGCCGUCCUCCCUAAAAAUCCAUCAGCUGAAACGACCAAAUUUGGUGGAUAACUUUAAACAGCUCUAAAUGAAGGUUUUCUUUUAUUAUUCCACUUUUUUUUUAUUUAGACAACUUUCAAAUGUUCAUAUCCUUCUAUUUUUCUACCUGCCAUUUCUCUUCAGGCAGUUUAAAUAACACUGACAUGUUCUGUCCUCUCCACCUUUCUUUCUUUGUUGAUCCAACCAAAUUGUCAUCUCAAUAUUGUCUACAGCGUCCCUCAUACUACAGAUAUUAAGGUCCAGAAAGGUCCAGAAACUGGAGCGCCACCACUGCUAAGUAAAAUAUCACACAUUGUAAAACCUAUCGCACAAUUGUCAUGACUGAGCCAAGAAACUUGCCAAAAAAGAUAUAUAUACUCAUACCUAUGUCCAUACACCCCCCCCCCAUUCCUUCUCCUUUUCUAAUAGCGUUAUUUGGUCGAGCCAUUUUAUCAACCCAGCAGCAGUUUGUCAUUGCCAACAUUUCAACAUGUUGAUCCCUCUCACCAUUUUAGGCCUUAAUGUUCUCGAAUCCGUGUUUACAUAAGCGUUACCAAAGCACACCCCUUCCAAUCCUUCCUCUUUCAUCAUUCCCAACUUUAUGUUUAUCACUGAACCUAAUACAAACCAUGAUUUACUCCUACAGUAAGCACCUAAAGGCAAACAGGGCUGUGGGGGAAAGCCAUGCUGAUUCAGACAGGACCUGUGCCUUCUUUAAAUGUGUGUUGGGUGUUGGUUUCCAUUGACAAAAUGCUCUUUUCUAUGUUUUUUUAAGGAUGGUAGUUUAUUAUAAUUUGUCCAUUCCCUCCAAACUGACACAGCUCUGUAGCUAAAUAUAUGAAGACACUUUCUUUGGGGAAGUACCUAUGCAACUCAGAAUACACUUAUAUUUUUGUAGCUCUGUUAUCAUCUGGAUCUCGUCUGGCUCAUUCUGUCAUGAUUUCACGUUUCGUACUACUGGUAGUCAUUGGUGUUUUAAAACACAUGCAGUUGAUAACAGACAUGAUCAUUUUUAAUCCACUGUGUACUUGUUUCUUCUUCACUCAUUUCCACAAGAUUGCUUCAGUAGUUUUCAGAUUAACUGCAUAGCCUCAUGUGUUUAUUACAAGCAUUUGCAAAAACCUUUAAUUUGAUUGUGUGUAUAUACUAUUAUGAAAUAAAGCACUUGUAUUUAAA